Messenger RNA from Pseudovirgaria hyperparasitica, 1287 nucleotides. RefSeq lists its product as uncharacterized. The record is from RefSeq and is a predicted model, not a curated record. The coding region runs from base 1 to 1287 and encodes 428 amino acids. Gene Ontology annotation, cellular component: mitochondrial small ribosomal subunit. Lineage: Eukaryota; Fungi; Ascomycota; Dothideomycetes; Acrospermales; Acrospermaceae. Gene Ontology annotation, molecular function: structural constituent of ribosome. The transcript has 2 exons.
AUGAAUACGGCCGGAAAGGGUGCAAAGAAGAAGAAGCAAGCGGCAGCAGUGGCGAGGGCUAAAUGGCAAAAGAUGCAGCUACGAGGCGAUCAGAGGCGCCAAGUGAGGAGGUCCGUCAUUCUCACCAACGAUAACGCGCUGGAAGUUCACGGUAUACCGAAAUUGGAACGUAAAGCUAUCGAAAGUCUUGAGAUUGAGGGCAAAAUGGUUCGUUUGAUGGACUCGACAGUGGAUCAACUAAGAGCGGUGGAAGCUUUCAAGCACAAUCAGGGAUGGAAAUAUUUUCGGCAUCCAUCAAUGAUCAUGACCAAAGCGGCAGUCAAGAUGGUGAAUACUCUCAAACGCAUAACCGAUGGGGUUGAGCCUGAGACAGUGCGGACUGUCGUAAUUGGAGAGACGACAUGUGGAAAGAGCACACUUCUCUUGCAAGCAAUUGCCGCCGCCUUUCUCAAGGGGUGGAUAGUUCUGAAUCUCCCUAAUUCUAUAGACAUGGUGAACGCCGGUAUUGAGUACGCGCCCGUACCCAAUACCUCGCCCGUCCAGUACCAACAAAAAACCUACUCCGCCCUCCUCCUCACCCAGCUAGCCACAGCAAAUGGACCGCUCCUCUCGAAGAUGCAGACAACCAUGUCCCAUCCGAACCUCACCUUCCCCUACGCCAACUCGACUCUGAAGCGCCUCUGCGACCUCGGCGCCCAGAACAACGAAAUGGCCUGGCCCAUCUUCCGCGCCGUGUGGGCCGAACUCACAAAGCCGUCGCCGACAACGCCGCCCAUCUUAUACACAUGUGAUAACGUGAAUGAGUUGAUGAAGCCAAGUGCUUAUGUCGAUCCUGAUUUAAAGCCGAUCCACGCUCACGAUCUGCUGCAUGUCGCACACUUCAUGGAGCACCUUUCUGGCGCCCAGACGUUAUCCAAUGGUGGUAUGGUACUAGCCGCGCCGACUGCAUCUGGCACCAGCGAUAUUCCCACGUUCUCCCACUGUCUGAGGGUUAUCGAGGCGCAACAGAACGGACAUACCACAAAAGGGUGGCAUCCCUAUAAAAAGGCGGAUGAGCGUGUGAUUAGAUCCCUCCAGGGCGUUGAGGUGCUGAGGUUGAACGGGUUGGACAAGGAGGAGGCACGCACGAUACUGAACUAUUAUGCGGCGAGUGGGAUGCUGCGGAAUCUAGUUGACGAGAAGUUUGUGGCGGAGAAGUGGACAUUGGCUGGGAAUGGCAAUGUGGGACAGCUGGAAAAGUUGACGGUGAGGACUAGUUCUGCCAAAGCACCGUCAGCAUACACAUAG